Piliocolobus tephrosceles (Ugandan red Colobus) is the source of this 2590-nucleotide messenger RNA. RefSeq names its product thymic stromal lymphopoietin (gene TSLP). Gene Ontology annotation, molecular function: interleukin-7 receptor binding; cytokine activity. NCBI's taxonomy places the organism in Eukaryota, Metazoa, Chordata, Mammalia, Primates, Cercopithecidae. The record is from RefSeq and is a predicted model, not a curated record. Gene Ontology annotation, biological process: positive regulation of interleukin-13 production; positive regulation of chemokine production; positive regulation of inflammatory response. Gene Ontology annotation, cellular component: extracellular region. The coding region runs from base 1553 to 1870 and encodes 105 amino acids. The transcript is spliced from 5 exons.
AGAAUGGACUUCUUUUUCAAUGAAUGCUGUGGUGACUUGAGUACAACACAUGAAGCAUUCCAGAAAAGGGCCACUUUUGAAGUCAGCGGUGAAUCAGAGGUUUUCUGACCCUCUCCAGUGCCUUCUAUGAAAAAGAGUUCAAAUCUGGCUUCAGUUUGUCCCUUACGCUUUUCCGGAAUCCCUCGACAUUCCCUGCUCUUUUCCCGGGCACCGUAUGGCCUGUGACAUUUGCUGGGACUCACACACGGCGUCCAACCUCCUUGCUCCGAGCGAUGACUCCUAGGAACUUCCCAAGUACCAGAGCGAUGCAGGCUCUGACACGCGAGGGCGGGGGGCGGGGUGGGGGUGGGGGAUGAACGGGGAAGCGGAAGGGAAGAAGAGAGAGAGGGGACCUGGGUGUAGAGAGGGCCCAGGGCAGUAUGAGCCAAGCUAGGGUGGAGCAAGGGGUUCGUCUCAGCAACGUGAUCGGUUCAGCCUUUCCCUCCCUUCAACGCUCCAGUGGUGCUGCUGGAACUCGGAAGACUGCUAGACAGACAUCCUCUAGGGCGCUCUUCCUGACUGUGCUUUUAAGCACUCUUUUCUGGAUCAACAAUAGUUUGCUAGUACAAAUCCAAGCCCACCAUCUCGUUGCUUCUCCUGUCUCUAACACCUGUGCCCGCGCUCAGGCCCCAGGUGACAGACGUUUUCCAGUCUACACUGCGCGGGGCUAAGCCUCUGGGAGGCAGAGCUCACGAAAGCAUGCGCCCUCUCUGGGAAAGCUGAGCUCAGGGCAGCAUCCUCUCCGUGCCCUCACCGCUGCGCACCCAGCAGCGCCAUCUCCUCAGGUUUAACGCUGGCUUUAAGAGUGGGACUGUGAAGGUGGCUGGGCACUGGAAUUUGUGGUUUUAAAAGUUGUUGACACCUACUAGAAAGUGCUAGAGGACCUUUCAGCCCCUAAGGUACCCCUAGUCACCAAGAGUAGGCGCUUUUCCUGAAAUUGAUAUGAGAAUUUGAAAAGUAGGAUUUUUGAGAACAAGGCACAUCAGAUCUUUCCCCAUUUAUUUCAACCUGUUAUCGUUCCUGCCCCUAAGGUUCUGGUCACGGUUGCACAUUUAAUGCUUUCACAUGGAAGUGCUGUUGAAGACUGAGACUGCACCCACCCUCCAAAGCAUCCCGUAAGUAAGCACAGUUUCUUACUAGCCAAGGAGAAGGGAAAGCAUUAGUUGAAAGCAGCCACACGAAAUUCUCAAAGAUGUUCAGGAUGCAUGGGACAGUAUGCAAGGACUCCAAAUCCUUACAGUGGCUGCUGGUUUCAGAAGGUGUUUCUCCCAAAUAAUAGAAAGGAUUGGUCACUGAAACACCCUGUGGGAGAAAGACACUGGUAUCUAUUUCUUAAAGGACAUUAACACAUAUAAAGAGUUUAAGGCAAAGUAAAAAGGAGGAAGUUUCUUUCAGGAAAUUCUUCAUCUUUCAACUUGUAGGGCUGGUGCUAACUUAUGACUUCACUAACUGUGACUUUGAGAAGAUUGAAGCAAACUAUCUCAGUACUAUUUCUAAAGACCUGAUUACAUAUAUGAGUGGGACCAAAAGUACCGACUUCAACAACACUGUCUCCUGUAGCAAUCGGCCACACUGCCUUACUGAAAUCCAGAGCCUAACCUUCAGUCCCAUCCCCGGCUGCGCGUCGCUCACCAAGGAAAUGUUCGCCAUGAAAACUAAGGCUACCCUCGCUCUCUGGUGCCCAGGCUAUUCGGAAACUCAGAUAAAUGCUACUCAGGCAAUGAAGAAGAGGAGAAAAAGGAAAGUCACAACCAAUAAAUGUCUGGAACAAGUGUCACAAUUACUAGGAUUGUGGCGUCGCUUCAUUCGAACUUUACUGAAAAAACAGUAAAUCAUCUUUAUUAUGGUCAUAUUUCAGAGCACCAAAAUAAAUCAUCUUUAUUAAGUAGAUGAAACAUUAACUCUAACUGUGACACAGAAGAUCACAAAUAGUUAUCUUUUAAUUACAGAAGAGUUUCUUAACUUAUUUUUCUAAGUUUUUAUUGUUUAAUAUAAAUUUAUAAUGCAGGGGAAGUAUUAUUCCUCAAAUGUUGAGGGAAGCUUCCAUAACAUUGAUGACUGGCUUCAUGGCAGUAAUUCUCAGCCAUAAUUGCAUAAGCAUUACUCAAGAGGAAAAUCCAAAAGUGUAGCAGGAGAACUCUUUUCCUUGAAAGAGGAAAAAUAUUGAACUAAAUGAUAGCACCUAAAUUUACGUUUAAAAGGCAGACACUCCUUCUACAUGUAAUGACACUUCUUGUGUUAAACUAAAAAUUUACAAGAGCAGAAAAUGAAAGCAAAUGGGGUUUCACAAAUAGCUGUAAAUAUAGUGAAGCAAUUUGAAAUAAUUUUCAAGCAAAAUAUUGUGAAAGUAUUCUAAGCCAAGUUUUAAAUAUUAUCUAACAGACAAGAGUGGUAUAUAAUAAGUAGAUCCUGAGAAGUACCUUUGCCACAGCUACUAUAAAUAUAUAUAGAGAGAAUGUACUUUAAUUUAUUUUGUGAAUGCUUUUGAAAAUGUAUAUGUUCCUUUGUAAUUGACAUUAUAUAUUUCUUAAUAAAAUAAUUCCCAAAUUUG